Messenger RNA from Phyllopteryx taeniolatus (common seadragon), 4791 nucleotides. Its product is annotated as phospholipid phosphatase 1-like. Gene Ontology annotation, molecular function: phosphatidate phosphatase activity. Bases 505 to 1356 code for a protein of 283 amino acids. The record is from RefSeq and is a predicted model, not a curated record. The transcript is spliced from 6 exons. Gene Ontology annotation, biological process: phospholipid metabolic process; phospholipid dephosphorylation; signal transduction. NCBI's taxonomy places the organism in Eukaryota, Metazoa, Chordata, Actinopteri, Syngnathiformes, Syngnathidae.
GUUCUGUGUUGCCUUCAGUGUACCUCUACAAACGGACAACACUGCCGUGCCUUUCUCCUUCUCUUUGUUCGACAUAACAAAUUUGAUUCGGACAGAGACACAGAAGAGGAACUUUUUAUCAGUGUCUUUUUCCCCCCCACCUAGUACAUAUCCUGAAUACGUUUUUCUUUUGGACUAUCAACAUCGCGUGUCAGGAGUAGCAGCCGCUAAUCUCUGAUAUUUCCCAUCUGAACGCGAAGGCGACAUUAAUCACAACGGUAACCGGGUGCUUGGUUUCAGUGGCAUGCCGGUAAAUUCUCCUCAAACGCGGCGGUGAAAGAUGCUCCGCGACAAUUUUAACGGGUUAAAGGUCGGUAACGACCGAGUUAGCUGCGUCACUUUCUUUCGAGCUCUCCGCCUUUGCUCGUGUUGCACCAUGAAGCUGGUGUGUUUUACCGAAUAAGACAAAACACCUGAGCAAAAAGUGUUUUUAUUUUUUAAUUUUUUUAACAAAAAGAAGACGACAUGUUUGAAGUUUCUGGGAUCCCAUACAUCCUGUUGGACAUCACUUGCCUCAUUCUCGUGGGACUCCCCUUCUUCAUUCUCACUCCUCAGCACAGCCCGUUCAAACGAGGCUUCUUCUGCGAUGACGAGUCCAUCCGCUACCCUCUCAAAGAGGACACCAUUUCCUACCAGCUCCUUGGAGGGGUCAUGAUCCCCUUCACGCUCAUUGUCAUCAUCUGCGGCGAGUGGCUUUCAGUCUACCUCACCCACAUUAAGAGCAAGAGGCUUGGCCACAAGUACGCAGCUUGUGUCUACAAGGCUGUGGGCUGCUACUUGUUCGGGGCGGCGGCCAGCCAGUCUCUGACAGACAUCGCCAAGUACUCCGUCGGGCGUCUGCGGCCCCACUUCCUGGCCGUGUGCAAGCCGCAGUGGGAUCGCAUCAACUGCAAAGCCGGCAGAUACGUGGAGAACUUCACCUGUACCGGCGACUCGUUCCUGGUGGACGAAGCCAGGCUGUCGUUCUACUCUGGUCAUUCGUCGUUCUCCAUGUACUGCAUGUUGUUUCUUGUCCUGUAUAUCCAUGCCAGGCUGAAGGCCAAGUGGGCGAGGCUCCUGCGGCCCACCGUCCAGUUCUUCCUGCUUGCCACCGCCGUCUACGUGGGUCUGUCCCGCGUGUCCGACUACAAGCACCAUUGGACUGACGUGCUCGCCGGCCUCCUGCAGGGCGGCGCCGUGGCCUUCUUCACUGUGUUCUGCGUGUCCAACUUCUUCCAGCAGCCCGUUGAGGCGGGCGUGUCCCAGGAGGAAGGAGGCCAGCACACCAGUUUACAGGAGAACCCACCCAAUUCUAACCACUAUGGCAGUACUGACUGAACCCCCCCCCCCCACAACAUCACUCUGGCUUGAGGAGGCAUUGAGAAGGGUGCAGCACAUGCACUUUACUGAGCUACAAAGAGUUUUGAGGCUUGAUGUGAGCUUGCUGCCUAGAAGGAGUGACUUUUUACAACAGUGUGCGCUGGGUGGAUGUGUAGCGUGUGUCACCGAAGAAGGAAAUUCCAUUUGCUCCAAAUAUCGGGUGUGCUCGCUGCAAGCAGGCUUGUAAGGGAGAGCCUGGCACCUGUAAAAACCUCCGCUGUCAUAUGUACACCACGCAGAAAAAGUUAGGAAUGUACCGUUUGCGAGCAGCAAGAUGUGCAAAAAGUACAGAAACACUCAACAGUUGAACGUGUGCAUUCAGAAAAUUUGAAAAGAUCCAAUUAAGUUCACCUGUACAGAUGAGGGUCAUCCUGAAAUUUCACCUCAAAGAUGAGUAUUCAUAAAUUUUGUGAGUAGUGUAGUGUAUUAUGCAUUUAUUUCCCCCAUAACGUAACUGAUCCUGGGUAUCUUAAUAACAUGUCUGUGGCAUGUUUUUGUUAAAAUACCCCAAAGAUCAAGAACUACAGCAUAUUUUAUACACAAUAUUUCUCGUAGCGGCACGGUGGACGACUGCUCAGGGCGUCUGCCUCACACUUCUGAGGACCGGGGUUCAAUCCCCGGCCCCGCCUGUGUGGAGUUUGCAUGUUCUCCCUGUGCCUGCGUGGCUUUUCUCCGGGCACUCCGGGUUUCCUCCCACAUCCCAAAAACAUGCAUGGUAGGUUAAUUGAAGACUCUAAAUUGCCCGUAGGUGUGUAUGGUUGUUUGUUUAUAUGUGCCCUGCGAUUGGCUGGCAAGCAGUUCAGGGUGUACCCCGCCUCCUGCCCGAUGAUAGCUGGGAUAGGCUCAGCACUCCCGCGACCCUUGCGAGGAUAAGCGGCUCAAAUAAUGGAUGGAGGGAUGGAUGGAUAUUUCUCGUAUUGCUAAGAGUAGCCUGUUUUAGGGGCUGGCCCUGUCUCAUGCAAGUGAGGCAGCCCUCAUAUACUGCUAGGCCAAUGGCGAGUCCGGAUUUUCUCACAAUGACGACCGGUUUGCUUGAUCUGGCGUGAGAGUGCGCUGCGGUCAGCUGCUUGCUUCUACUUGUGGAAGCAGAGCCCAGAGUAUCAUGGGGGAAAAAGUCAAAUGCCCUUCCGGAGAAUGAAAGCAUUUUAACUCAUGGAUGCGACAGUUGAUUGUGUGUAUGUGGCGGAUGGACACAUCGGCAAACACGAAUACACCCCACUCUGCUUACCUCGUGUGAACCCACCGCUGACUGAAGCAACCACAUCAUAUUAAAUUCACAAUUGAUGGGUGAUGGGCAGGCACUUUAGACCCAACUAUUUGCAUUCAUACAUUAAGUCAGAUGCAGUGUCAUGUUUUUUACAUUUUUUUAUUUUGUUUUUAUUUUAUAAAUACAUUUCAUUCAAAUUUGUAUCAUAAAGAUGCUCCAAAUCAGGGGUGGGCAACCUUUUCAGUUAAGUGCGCCAAGGACAAUACUAAAUUUAGGGGAAAAGUAUGAUGAUCAUGUUUAUUGUUAUAUAUUGCAAGAAUUUGGGAAUUAAUUUAUUAUAUAUUUCAGCUUCUUUAUCACAAUUUCUUUGAGGUUUCAUUUGUUUUUAAGAAUUAAUGGGCCAGAUCAAAUGCUGUGGCGGGUCUGUGAGUGGCCCACGGGCCCUAGGUUCCCCACCCCUGAUAUUAGCAAUGCUGUUAAUUGUGAGAAAUAAAAACAUUUUGCUACUUUGUCAUAAAAAGAUUCCUACCCUGCUUUUUCAUUUGGUGUUUUUGCAAACACAUGUAUGGACUAAUGUUGCACAAUCUAAUUUUAAAAAAUAUAUCAUUAGUAUAAUGAUAAUAUAUAUAAUAAAUAUAUAAUAUGAAUCAUUUCUUUUCUUUUCAUGUAUAUAGUCAAGGUAGAGGGAAUUAUAAAUGGUUCCAAAUUGCAGUCAGUGUUGACACAAAAUCUUCACGAGAAAGCAAAAAUAAUGUGAGGUAGAACAUCUGAACUUUAUUUGGAGUUAAUCAGCGACGCUAAAUGGCGGCAGAUUUAGUAUGAUCGCUUCAUUCUACAUGAUCUCAUUUAUUUUUACCUUCCCUCCUUUAUUGCGUCGUGCAGAGUAUAGGUCACAUUUAUGCUGGAAAGGGUCUUUAAAAAAGAUUUUUCUUGGUCCCAUUAUUUUGAUAUUACCCAAAAACUGGCAUUUGAACAAAGGUGUGUAGACUUUUCAUAACCACCCUAUGUCCUAGAUUCCUAUAAUGUUGAAAGUCAGAUUAUAAUACAGCCAAAUAUACGGUGUAAUAAAAGGGAAUAUAUAAAAACAAUCAAAACAUAAACAAAACCACAGCAGUGAGCAUGUUGUUGUGAAUAGCUACCUCUCCGACAUGUGUUAUUAUGCGUCAAGCUGAAUAUUUACCGUGUAAACGUCCAGUUAGCGUAUCCUGUACACUGAAAUGCAAACGUGCAACAAUAGCUUCUGAGGGUUUCACGUCAGUGAGCCCAACCACAGAGACCUCUUGAGAUCCUUCACUCUCAUGAGAGUGAACCAGUGUAGCCUUAGGUGCACUUCUUUGGUUUACGAAAUGGCACAUUGGCGGUGACUGUACGUGUCACGAAGACAUUCAUCUGUCAGCUAUGCAGCAAAACACACAAGAAAGCCUCAAGAAGACGGUUGUUAUGAAAACCGGUUGGGCAACACGUGAAGUAAACGCAUGCCUGCGUAACUGCUGUACAUGCUUGCCGUGUCUUUGAGUGCAUCACCACUCACUUUUGCCCCCCCCCCCCCAAACAAACAAAAAAAUCCCAAUCAGGUAUUAUCCAACUGCACUUAUUCAGUCCAAAGGCUAGGAUUUAUUUAGUACAAGUAAUGUACCUUUGUUCAUGUAUCUAUACUAGUGAUGUAUCAUGACAGUCAGAAAAAUGUAAAUGCUAUUCCACUAGCUGGCAGAAGGUACAAUUAACCUGUGUCUCCACUUGUUGUCAUUGACAGAAUAUUAGUGGCUGGAAUAAGUAUUGUGUAGUUAGUUAAUUACCAUCUGCUUAGAAAACUCAAGUCAUGUGUGCAAGUGAUAUUUCAUUUAUCAUAUUGCCCACCUUGUGCCAUUUCUGGUUCUAUAGUUAUCAUUACACUGAUCACUGGUACCCUUCUGUGGUGGCAUUACAAAGGUUGUCAAUUGGAUCAAUUUACUUUUUAAAGAUUCUUGAUGUGGAUGUAUCUAGUUUCUAUCAUAUUCAAUUCAAUUAGGUACUCUUGUACAAUCAAAUGAGAUCCAGUGGAAAAGCUGCAAUAAUGAACUAUAACAAGCCUUCCAUUGAUGAGAAUGUUCAUUUUGUUUGUGUAUUGGAUCUCACUGCUGUGAAAGUGAACCUGAUAAUGCGGUAGGGAGUGAAUGAGAGCUUCUAUUACAACUGCAAACAACGUU